UACAAAACGUUUGAAGUAAGGAAUAUUUUGUUCCAAGCGUCCAAAGUACAGAAAUAUAAAACACAAAACCAGAAAAAUUGGAAAGUAUGAGUUCUUCUAUUUUAAAAAGAAGUUUAGAGCUUUUCAACGAAGACGACGACGUAGGAAAAGGUAAUCCAAAAAAGAAGGCUUCAAGUACUGGUAAAACCUACUCUGAGAAAGGAAGGUACAUGAAAAAGACAAACCCUAAAAAGAAAAGACAUAACAAAGAUGGAAACAGACAAAACGAAGAUAGAACAGAAAAAAGCAUAGAGUUUUUACAAAAGUUAUCUAAGUUUAACAAAACAGAUAGCCAAACAACUAAAACGAUUUUAAAGUAUAACAAAGGAAGAUUAUCGAAAAAUGAUGAAAAGAUGGAACCUGUAGAUAACUCAACUGUAUUUUCUAACACAGACUUUGACAAAUUUGAAGAUGAAUUUGAUUUUUUCUCAUGAUGCUAAUAAAAAUAUUUAAAAAAAAUCAGAAAAAAUUUCGAUGUUUCAGAAACAACAGAGUCAAUUAAAAAAAAACUUCAGAGAUA
Mytilus californianus (California mussel) is the source of this 559-nucleotide messenger RNA. RefSeq lists its product as uncharacterized. The record is from RefSeq and is a predicted model, not a curated record. NCBI's taxonomy places the organism in Eukaryota, Metazoa, Mollusca, Bivalvia, Mytilida, Mytilidae. The coding region runs from base 87 to 473 and encodes 128 amino acids. The transcript has 4 exons.